Molecule: messenger RNA, 2779 nt
Organism: Acipenser ruthenus (sterlet)
Lineage: Eukaryota; Metazoa; Chordata; Actinopteri; Acipenseriformes; Acipenseridae
Product: ragulator complex protein LAMTOR3
Exons: 7
Coding region: 166-543 (125 amino acids)
Biological process (GO): positive regulation of TOR signaling; cellular response to amino acid stimulus
Cellular component (GO): Ragulator complex
Source: RefSeq, a predicted model, not a curated record
UGGUAUAUAAAAUAUGUUUGUAAUCGCGAUAAUACGGGAAAACUAGGGCACGUCCCACAAAUAUAUUCUAUGGCAAAUUAGCCCAUUCCCUCAGCAUUGGACCGGACGGCAGGGGAAGUUGAAAACAAGGUCUAACAUUGGAGUUUGAUUAAAGCGUCGGACAAUAUGGCUAUGGCAGAUGACCUAAAAAGGUAUCUUUAUAAGCAGUUGCCAAGUGUUGAAGGUCUUCAUGCCAUUGUAGUUUCUGACAGAGAUGGUGUUCCAGUAAUUAAAGUUGCUAACGACAAUGCUCCUGAGUAUGCGCUGAGACCUGGCUUCCUCUCCACCUUUGCACUGGCAACAGACCAAGGCAGUAAGCUUGGUCUCUCUAAAAACAAGAGUAUCAUCUGCUACUACAACACGUACCAGAUUGUGCAGUUCAAUCGAUUGCCCUUGGUCAUCAGCUUCAUAGCAAGCAGCAGUGCCAACACAGGAUUGAUUAUAAACUUGGAGAAAGAUCUUGUUCUGUUAUUUGAGGAGCUGCGCCAAGUCGUGGAAGUUUAAGAAUGGAUUCAGUGAAUCUUUAUAAUGCAUCAUGUAUUCACCAUGGUAUUCCAUUUUGUAUAUUUUUUUCUAGCAGUGUUCAUCUGCAGCAAUGAUAGUUUGCCUUGAACUGGGGCAGGAAAACUAAGAAUGUAAUUCCAAGGUUUAGAAUGGAUUAUAGCUGAACAUCCAGGGAUGGAAAUAAGACUCAUAUUGAAUAGCCAUUUCACCCAUUCCAGGUUUUAAUAUGAACUUGAUUAAACACAGUGUAAAGGUAACAAGAUCAGAUGUGUCUUCUUAAACUCAUCGUAAAACCAGGAGUGGCUCAAACUGCUAUGGGAGUCUUAUUUCCAUCCCAGACAUCGCACACACUUCAGCCUAAUUUUCCAGAUUUUAAAUUACUUAGAAUAAGGGUUGGAAACCUAUGUUACAAUGUAUAUACAUUUGUUGUACAAUGUUACUGUAGCAUACACAUUUUUAUGUUGGAUAUAUAUACCCUUGUUGCCCCUAAGUGUGCUCCCAGUGCCAUUGCAAAAAUAUAUAUUGUGACCUUAUUUUUUUCUAGCAGAUCAAUUUGAAUGGAAAUGUAACGGUAAACCUACUGUAGAUAAGUAGUUUCAUUCAACAUAACGAAAACAUUAACAUUUUGGUUUUGGACUGCAAGCUAGGAUACAUAUCAUAAACACUGGAAAAGUUGUCUAAUCAGAUAUUGUGGGAUACUUGGUAUACUUGCCUAUUAAGUUUAAUUCUGCAGAGUAUGUAUACCUGUAUAUAUUCAUAUAGAUUUUUGAGUCACAAUUGUGUUUAUUUUACUGUUUUAACUCGUACCAGUGAUGAAGAAAUAGUCAUUCUUCAGGGAGAAGCCACUUGUAUAUAAAAACACAGGAUUUAAUUUUUAGAAGCCCCUUGGCUCUUUAGCACUCUGGGUUGUCUCUGAACUCAAAGCAGGGGAAUGAGGAAACAGAGUAAAUGGUGUCAGACUCCGCUGAGCAGUAUACCAUAUUGUACAUUACACUGUACGAUGCAGAAAAGAAAAGAAGAAACACAUGUACAAUUGGACCCUCAGUAUUGCAGAUCAAAUGCAAGUUCAUUCUUCUGCUCCUGAGUGCAAUAAACCACUUCACCCUUAAAGCGUGUGCAUACAGUAGGUGGCAAAAACCACAGGAAGUAAGAACUUAAAAUGAGAUCUUGUCCCUAAGGUACCAGACCUACUUCACUAUUUCCAUCAGACACCAUAAAAAAAAAAUAAAAAGAAGCAUAUGGCCUCUCGGUAGAGCUUUUAUAUUAGUUGAGAUAUUCUGUUUUAGCAAUUUACAGAUUAUAUAUUUCAAAAGAUACUAAGUAUGCUCUUAAGACCGUGGAAAUGCAACAUGUCCAGCAUUUAUUUUUUACAUUACCAAUAAAAUUUCAACACAACACUGCUUAUACAUUCAGGGUCUAAACCAACACAAGAUGUUCAUAUCUUUUAUAUACAUAUCCAGAUCAACUAAAGGUAACUGGCUCAUAACUGUUUUUUUUAAAUGUUUAGCCAUUCAUUAAUUUAUGAAUCUAGAGUGGUUGCCCCAUGAACACAAAUAAUAAAUGUAAUUUUAUGUCAUGCCAAAAGCGACAUUCCAGAAAUGUAAUUGUAUAUUUUUCACUAUUAAUUUUCAUUUUAGGUACCAGCAGCUCUACAUGUAAAUAAGUUCACAUGGUAACAGGUUUGGUCAUAAAACUAAAACUACACAAUAUGCACUGAUAAAUUAAGACCUGUUGAGGUUUAGAGAUAAUUACAGUCUUUGUUUGUCCAAGCAUUACGUUUUCAAUCUGCUUAUUAUACCCCCCUUCUGAGCUACAAAUGUGGUCAUAGUUUAUUUUUGAAUGCCUCGGGUAUAUAAAAAAAAUGAAGAGGGUAUAGGAUAGUCAUAUGUGGUAAAUUCUUAGGUUUUAAUGAAGCCUGUUUUUUUCUUUUUUUUCUUUUUUUUUUUUCUUUUUUUUUUUUCUGCAGUGCUGUGGUAUGACUUUGUCAGGAGAAGCACUAUAUCAAUUCAAAUUGUAUUAUUUGAGAAGUUCUGCACCAGAGCAGAUAGGACCAUUCUGAUCAAUAAACUGAACUUAAAGGGGUAAUAACCAAGGCUGUAAAGAACAUAUUACCACCCAUUUGCGUGACAGCAUUCUCACAAGUCUCUUAUUGGUGUGCUGUUUAUCUUUGUGCUUUACAGAGUGUAUAUUCCGUAGUUCUAAAAGGAAACUGGGUAAUAAAGUUACACAAACAUUU